AUGGCCCUGCUGCUGCCUCCUUCCAAGGCCAACUACUUCUGUGAGUACCUUCCGCGGGUAUCCACCACCACAGUGAUUGCUGACCCGGCAAUUUCAUCGGUGCACUGGCGCCAGGAGCAGAUUUUCGUCACCGAUGCUGGCGGCGAUACCUACCCUCUCGUACUCCCUACGCUGCUUCCAGUGACUUCAAUUGCUGGUAAGGUAUACGGAAUAGCGCUUACUAUGGCUACGGAUGCUAGUGCCACUCCUACAAAGGCCAAUUUCGUUGCUGACACCGUCAAAUGGAGUGUGGCCGAUCUCGCCCAGAGGACGCCCAAAACGGGUGACAACCACACCUACACCUUCUCCUUCCGCUGCCACCAAUGUCUAACUGGUUUAAUUGACUCUCGCGACUACAAAUUCCAUGAAAUGCCCCUGGAGUACUGGUACGAGCUCAUGGACGUGUGGCACUGCCACAAGCCCAAUAACGACCAGGAAACCACGAAAACCUAUACCAACAUCGCUCCCAAGACGCCUACAGAUAUCCUCGUUGGGCUGCUGUACAUACUAUUGAUGCCAUCGAAGCAAAACCCGAGGCUUGAGUAUACUGAAGAGCACUGGCGGUGUAGCCAUUGCCACGCCGAUUUGGGGCACGAACGCAUUAACAAGUGGAUGAUUGACCUCGUGUAUGGUGAUACCAUUGAGACCUAUACCAAGACGGAGUACUGGUACCUGUCCAUGAUGGAUAAGGUGAACAUGGCCGUACGCAAGUUUUCCGUGGACAAUUGGCAAGUGUGGGUGGCCAACGUCGACGUGGGCGCCACUAUUGGGGGUAAAGCUUAUCCUCACUGUCUCAAACUCAUGUACAAGCGACAACAAGGCGACACCAGUGAUAAUGAUGAGGUGGUGAAAUUGGAGCACGCCGAUGAGCUUUUCACUCAGUUAGGCGAAAUUACCGCUAAACUUCCAAAAAAGUGUCAGACUGCGAGUGAAUGGAGCAUCUCCUUUCUCCCUCUGAAUUGA
Diutina rugosa is the source of this 1002-nucleotide messenger RNA. RefSeq names its product putative polyadenylation protein. The transcript has a single exon. Gene Ontology annotation, cellular component: ubiquitin ligase complex; nucleus; cytosol. Gene Ontology annotation, biological process: protein autoubiquitination; protein polyubiquitination; protein monoubiquitination. The coding region runs from base 1 to 1002 and encodes 333 amino acids. The record is from RefSeq and is a predicted model, not a curated record. Lineage: Eukaryota; Fungi; Ascomycota; Pichiomycetes; Serinales; Debaryomycetaceae. Gene Ontology annotation, molecular function: ubiquitin conjugating enzyme binding; cyclin binding; ubiquitin protein ligase activity.